Parnassius apollo (apollo) is the source of this 2193-nucleotide messenger RNA. The record is from the annotation of a GenBank genome assembly. NCBI's taxonomy places the organism in Eukaryota, Metazoa, Arthropoda, Insecta, Lepidoptera, Papilionidae.
AUGCAUCGUCUUUUUGCUGAGCUGGAGCCAUCUUUAACCGUCACAGAGCAAAACCUGGCAGACCGAGUUCGGUAUAUCUUGCGCUCAAAUAUAUUUGAUGUCGCCGAACUCGAACGGCUACGACGUGAGGCUGUUCCCUCGUCGGAUGAGAAUGCUACGGCUGAGGAUGCGGCGCCACAAAUGGUAGAGCAAACCGCAAACGUGGAUGCCGCCGUGAAUACCCCAGUUGUGGUUGAUUCAAACGAUGAUGGAACAGUCGCCCAGGAACUGGAACUAGAGCAAAUGAGGAGUACAUUGGAAGAGGCGAUUGUGGAAACGCGCAGUACGCCUCUCGAAAAUCGACCGCGACUUCCCCGCAUAGCCCUAAGCAAGCGGAAUCGGGCUGUCGUGAGGGCUCUGAACCCAAUGCUGGUUACCUAUUUGGAAGCCAGCCGGGACCUUUGCGAGACGGACUCAAUUCUUUUUGGCGCCGCACUGGCAGUCUGCCGUAUCAUAGGCGCCAAGGUUUCCACGGCUGGACGCGCUACUGGCCAAAGUAGCGCUAUCCCAGCAUGGAGAAGAAGAAUUGAGGAACGUAUCGCAAAGGCUAGAGCUCUCAUCGGCAGACUGAUAUGCUUCAGAUCAGGCAACAACAGGCCAAGGAUUAUGCGCACCGUCAGGAUGGCGUUUGCUGGGACAAAUGUCAGUUUGUCCCAGCCGGAUAUAACGCAAAAACUGACGGAGCGCAUAGACGACCUGAAGCAGAGAAUCGCUGCUUGGGGAAAACGGAUUCGGCGAUAUACCGAGAGGUCGACACGGUUCAACCAGAAUCGUCUCUUCCAGAGUGAUCAGAAGAGGCUCUAUAAAUCAUUGGAGCGACCAAUGGUAAGUGGAACGGGUCCAGCACCGAAUCAGGCCGACACGGUAGCAUUCUGGCGCAGCCUGUGGUCAGAGCCCGUAAACCACAGCGAGGGCCCUUGGACGGAAGUUGUGGCGAGUCAGUGUGCGGGUAUUACGCCCAUGGACCCCGUCAUCAUAACGCCGGAUGACGUAGCUGAGGCGGUCCGUAGGGCCCCGAACUGGAAAAGUCCGGGGCUUGACGGGCUGCAUCACUACUGGCUGAAGGGGUUCAUGUCAGUCAGCGCCCUGCCAAGAGGUGUGAGCGCCGUGCCUAGGCAAAAUUGUGGGUGCAAAGGUCCGUUUGUGCAUAAGACCGAACCACGAAACGGUGCCGGGCUUGGGCGUCUCCCGUUAUUUGGCGCCCAUAAAUGGAUGAUGGUACAAAGAGGAACGCGCAUAGGGCCGCUGCCUGGGGGUCGCCGGGGCGCGUCUGGAGCUGGCGCUGGACGCGGCAGCAUGCGGGCCGCCAGCCGAGCGCGAGGAGCUGUACGAUCACCUAGCAGCCCUCCGCAUCCAUCAUCCCCACCAGAAGGCUUGGUGUCGGCUGGGUCUUCUCGGACUCAGCAAGCGGCACCCGCCGCUGGUGGAGCACGUCGCAUGCGUUGGUCACAAACAAUGAACGCAAACGCACUGCGGGCGUACUUUAGGGCAAAAGGGGAAGAAACCGGAUGUUUGGCAUAUCGGGCUCGGAUGCAUCGCUUUUUUGCAGAGCUGGAGCCAUCUCUAUCCGUCACUGAGCAAAACCUGGCAGACCGAGUUCGGUACAUCCUGCGCUCCAACAUAUUUGGUGACGCCGAACUCGAACGACUACGACGUGAGGCUGUUCCCUCAUCGGAUGGAAAUACUACGGCUGGGAAUGCGGCGCCACUAAUUGCGCAGCAAACUGCAAAUGUGGACGCUGCCGUCAAUAUUCCAUUUGUGGUUGAUUCAGACGAUGAUGGAAUAGUCCCCCACGAACUAGAGAAAAUGAGGAGCAUAUUGGAAGAGUCGAUGCUGGAAACGCGCAGCAUGCCUCUCGAAAAUCGAACGCGACUUCCCCGCAUACUCCUUAGCAAGCGAAAUCGGGCUGUCGUGCGGGCUCUUAACCCAAUGCUGGUGACCUAUUUGGAAGCCAGCCGGGACCUUUGCGAGACGGACUCAAUUCUUUUUGGCGCCGCACUGGCAGUAUGCCGUAUUAUUGGCGCCAAACUUCCCAUGGCUGGACGUGCUACUCAACAAGGUAGUGCCAUCCCAGCCUGGAGAAAAAGAAUCGAGGACCGUAUCGCAAAGGCAAGGGCCCCUUAUCGGCAGACUGACAAGCUUCAGGUCGGGUAA